AUGACAACAUUUAUAACUUUGCUAUGUAGCCCAAGUGAAACACAGGCUAUAUUAAACGCACUGUAUCUUUGCUGGAUUCACAUCGUCUGCCUCGCCAUCUCUGCCACAGGGAGUCUAAUUCAGGAUGAGAUUAAUAUUGCACACUCCGAAUCGGAUGCGAAGAAAAAUAGUGCAGGAUCAUACGCACUAGUCAUCGCAUCCUUCGUUUCCCGACGGGACGAUUUGAGAUCGGUAUCGGCAAAUCAACAAUGCGCGAGUGAAAUAAGCCGAAUGACCGGUGGCUGUGCAAAGAAUGGUAUUGGUAAGGGCUGGUUGAACGAACCAACGCAGUUUGAUGGUUACCUUUCGUGGGCAACUUUGCGUUGGCGGUUUGAGCCAACCUCGUCCUAG
Messenger RNA from Fomitiporia mediterranea MF3/22, 390 nucleotides. RefSeq lists its product as uncharacterized. NCBI's taxonomy places the organism in Eukaryota, Fungi, Basidiomycota, Agaricomycetes, Hymenochaetales, Hymenochaetaceae. The record is from RefSeq and is a predicted model, not a curated record. The transcript has 3 exons. Bases 1 to 390 code for a protein of 129 amino acids.